This is a messenger RNA of Rattus rattus (black rat), 1673 nucleotides long. It is a transcript of the gene Slc17a2, whose product is annotated as solute carrier family 17 member 2. The coding region runs from base 1 to 1437 and encodes 478 amino acids. The transcript has 11 exons. Gene Ontology annotation, molecular function: transmembrane transporter activity. Lineage: Eukaryota; Metazoa; Chordata; Mammalia; Rodentia; Muridae. The record is from RefSeq and is a predicted model, not a curated record. Gene Ontology annotation, biological process: transmembrane transport; monoatomic anion transport.
AUGGAUGAGAAGCCUACUACCAGGAAAGGGUCAGGUUUCUGCUCUUUACGCUAUGCGUUGGCUCUCGUCAUGCACUUCUCCAACUUCACCAUGAUAACGCAGCGUGUGAGUCUGAGCAUUGCCAUCAUUGCCAUGGUGAACAGCACACAGCAUCAGGACCCAGCUAAUGCAUCCGCUGAGGGGCCCGUGAUGAAUCUCCUCAGUAACCGGAGCAGAGGCAUCAAGGACUUUAGCACCCGGGCUGCUGUUUAUCAGUGGAGCACAGAGACCCAGGGCAUCAUCUUUAGCUCCAUCAGCUACGGAAUCAUACUGACGUUAAUUCCAAGUGGAUACUUAGCGGGGAUAUUUGGAGCAAAGCAGAUCCUGGGUGCUGGGUUGCUCAUCUCAUCCCUUCUCACGCUAUUUACUCCACUGGCUGCUGACUUUGGGGUAAUUUUGGUCAUCGUCAUCCGCACAGUCCAGGGGAUGGCACAGGGGAUGUCAUGGACCGGGCAGUUCACAAUUUGGGCGAAGUGGGCUCCGCCACUUGAACGGAGCAAGCUCACCAGCAUUGCAGGCUCAGGAGCAGCAUUUGGAUCCUUCAUCAUCCUCUGUGUGGGGGGAUUAAUUUCACAGGCACUGGGCUGGCCCUUUAUCUUCUACAUCUUUGGUAGCAUUGGCUGUGUCUGCUGUGUCCUGUGGUUCACGAUGAUUUAUGAUGACCCCAUGCAUCACCCAUGCAUAAGUGUGAAAGAGAAGGAAUACAUCACAUCCUCAAUGGCUCAGCAGUCUAGUUCUCCCAGAAGAUCCAUCCCCAUAAAGGCAAUGGUCAGAUGCCUGCCACUGUGGGCCAUUUUCAUGGGUUUUUUCAGUCAUUUCUGGCUUUGCACCAUAAUCAUAACCUACUUACCGACGUACAUCAGUACAGUGCUCCACGUUAACAUCAGAGAUAGUGGGGUUCUGUCCUCCCUGCCUUUCAUUGCUGCCUCAAGCUGUACAAUUUUAGGAGGUCAGAUGGCAGAUUUCCUUCUAUCCAGGAAUCUUCUCAGCUUAAUCACAGUUCGAAAACUCUUUUCAUCCCUGGGGCUCCUCCUUCCAUCCCUCUGUGCUGUGGCCCUGCCCUUUGUGACUUCCAGUUACAUAGCAACCAUUGUUUUGCUGAUACUCAUUCCUGGGACCAGCAAUCUCUGUGACUCAGGGUUCAUCAUCAACACCCUAGACGUUGCCCCCAGAUAUGCAAGUUUCCUCAUGGGCAUCUCAAGGGGAUUUGGUCUUACAGCAGGAAUCAUCUCGUCCACUACCACCGGAUUCCUCAUCAGUCAGGAUUCUGAAUCAGGAUGGAGGAAUGUGUUUUUCCUGUCUGCUGCUGUCAACAUGUUUGGUCUGAUCUUUUAUCUCAUAUUUGGACAAGCAGAAAUCCAGAACUGGGCCAAAGAAAGGACUCUCACCCGCCUCUGAGGAUGUAGGGUUGGAAUCCAACCAAAGUGCUGACCCUUAACAUAUUUUGCUUAUCACCAUUCUUUCUUUGUACUUAUGUCCAUAGAAACAACACUUCUCUAUUCUGGCUGGGUGCUAGUUUUUUUUCAAAGAGCUUCAGAAAUAGAUCCCAGGCUACACUCCAGAGUGUGUUAGUCUGGAGUGGAACCCAGGUGCCACUAAGUUUUAGACUCCCUGGGAGUUUUUCCAACACGCAA